UGACGUGCACUCACAUAGGAAGUCAACUGCAGGGCGGAACACUUCAGGGACAUUUCACCAGAAGAGGUCUGCCACUGACAGGAAUACUCCAAAUACUAUACCACGUUGCACGGGACCACCCUGUUGAGCAGGACAACCGAAAUCAUCUCAGGGAAGCCAAUGCGUUUCAACCGGAAAAUGUGGACAAGUUGCAGCACCUGGGGAUAUAACUCAAUUGUUUUCUAAAGGAUCUGGCUGAGGAGGUCUAUCGGGGUUGAGAACGUCCGCUUUGGUUCUGAGGCCUUUUCGACAGCCUUCUGGGUUCAUUUGAACCCAAAUCAUGACGUUUUUCUCUACUAAAUAGGCUGUUCCUUCUUCCAUGUGACAAGUCUCACACACGACACUCAGGAAAUCCGGUACUGUCUAUCCUCAACCACUAGAGGGUAACGUUUGAUAACAGAAAGGAAGUAUUUCUUUCUAUUAUUUACAAUAGUUAUACUGAAUUUAAAAUAUAACAUUUUUUAUAUAUAUUAUCGAAUAAGUGAGUCGUUUGUUAUCUCUGUAAACUACUUUUGUUACAAGCUAACACCAGUUAGUUAGACAAAAUUCAAAUGAGAGGAACUGAUUUAAUAGUUUUAUGGUCUAGUAUGGUGGUGCUAACCAAGACACAGUAAUACACUUUUAAUUGAGUCUUUUGAGUUGUAAAUUCUGGGAAGGAUAUGAGGAAACGAAUUAGAAGUAUCAUGAUCGGUCAUUAACAACAGGUGUGAGGCCGAACCCCAUCAGCUGACGUGAGAAAGGAAGCUGCUGCCAGGAAAGGUCGUGUUGCUCUAUUGUUUGGGAAACAUUUGACUUGUAAAGAAAUAUGAGGGCGGCAGAGCUGUAACCAGAGCGGCUAAGUUUACAGAACUCAACUUCAAGGGAGGAAACAUGUUGCAAAAAAUCUUUCACGGAUUGGCCCUUUUUGCUUUUUUAAGUGUGGCCUGUUUCAUUCUGUUUCUAUUCAACAACCAAGAAAACACUUUUAAUCUUUUUUCAAAGUCUUAUCGUCUUCAAAAUCGCAGCGACACACUUCCCCAAGUCCUAAAUGCUAGUCACAUAGAGACACCGAUGCCACCCACUAAAAUCACGACUUUGGGACGCUGUCCCGAAACCCCCCCGGAUCUUGUGGGUCCAAUGCUUGUGGAGUUUGCUUCUAAACGGACUCUGGAUCAGGUGAAAGAGCAAUAUGGUUAUGCUCUUCAACAAGGGGGCCGGUACAAGCCGUCGGACUGUAUCGCACAACAGAAGGUGGCGAUCAUCAUCGCGUUCCGCAAUCGGCACGAGCACCUCAUUUAUUGGCUGCAUUACCUCCAUCCGAUACUGAUGCGACAGCAGUUGGACUACACGGUGUACGUCAUCAACCAGGAUGGAGAGGGCGUGUUCAACCGGGCUAAACUGAUGAACGCAGGCUACGUGGAAGCAAUGAAGGAGUACGAUUACGACUGCUUUGUCUUCUCUGACAUAGAUUUGGUCCCUAUGGACGACCGUAACCUCUACAGGUGCUUUGACAACCCUCGACACUUGGCUGUGGCCAUGGACAAAUUCAACUUCAACUUGCCCUACAACUCGUACUUCGGCGGAGUUUCCGCGCUGUCUAAAAGCCAAUACCUGAAGAUCAACGGCUUCCCGAACACCUACUGGGGCUGGGGGGGUGAGGACGACGAUAUCUACGGGCGAAUCGUCUUCCGCGGCAUGAGCAUUUCUCGACCCGACUCCGUGAUCGGAAAGUACAGGAUGAUCAAACAUAACAGGGACCUGCACAAUGAGGCUAAUCCAGAGAAUCCUGGUAAACUACGCCAAACCGCACAGACCAUGGACAAAGACGGCCUCAACUCUCUCAAAUACACAGUCAAAGAGAUUAAGAAGGACGUACUGUACACCUUCAUCAACGUGGAUAUUGAGGCCCCGAUAAAAUGACGGAAGAUGGAACCCGUGGGUCUCGGACUGCUGUGAUUUAUUGGUCUUUCAGGAUUUAUUAAUGUGAGGGCGUGUUCUGUAGUGCUGCUGUUUGUCUUGGUGUAUGCACACCUGUGCUUGUGUGUGGGCCGAAAUGAACUUAAGUGUACGUAAUGAAUACUGAGUGCAGAUGUGCAGUUUUGUUUUUUUAUCAGUUGCUUCGGCACAAUCCUCAAAUAACCGCUGUUACUCUGAAAAUAGAAAGUGAAUUAUUUAUGGAGGUCAUUUCUCAUGGCUUCCACACAUAAUGUGAAUGUGGAGGAUCCUUUGAAGGCACCUGUGGAGCGUCGGGCCGCUCUGUGGAUUCGGAGACCCCAACUGCUCAUGAGGAAAGCUGGCAGUUUGGAUAAGUAGACUCAUCCAUUUAUAUAUAUAUAUAUAUAUAUAUAUAUAUAUAUAUAUAUAUAUUACACGGGAGUAUAAUAAAUAUAGGGUUUUAUAUUGUGUCAUUUAGACAAUAUUUUUCUAAAUUCUACUGUUUUUUGUGAAUACAAUUGUCUUCACUGUACAAUGCGGUGAUGAAAUAAAAAGGCGAAAGGUCAUUUUGGUGGCAGGGACGCACAGGUUGAUGUAUCUUAUUUAUUUGAGGAUGGUGGGCUUUCUUUCUUUUAUUCAUGGUUAUUUAUUCAUGGGUUUUUGGAACAAAAUGGUGUUCUGCAUACCUGAUGUCUUCAGUUAAGAUGUCUUCUUUGCUGCUAUACAAAAUAAUAUUUCACCAAAUACAAAAUGUUCCUAUUUACAGUUGUUUUGAACUGAGGUAUAAUAAAUUCUGCAAGUUUCAAUCAA
This is a messenger RNA of Gasterosteus aculeatus aculeatus (three-spined stickleback), 2763 nucleotides long. Its product is annotated as beta-1,4-galactosyltransferase 1. NCBI's taxonomy places the organism in Eukaryota, Metazoa, Chordata, Actinopteri, Perciformes, Gasterosteidae. Gene Ontology annotation, biological process: carbohydrate metabolic process; protein N-linked glycosylation. Gene Ontology annotation, cellular component: Golgi apparatus. Gene Ontology annotation, molecular function: beta-N-acetylglucosaminylglycopeptide beta-1,4-galactosyltransferase activity; cytoskeletal protein binding. The record is from RefSeq and is a predicted model, not a curated record.